AUGCCUCUCGGAGUCCGGGGGGAGGCCGGGCUUUGGUCCGGGUUAAGGGGGGUCGUUCAUGGAGGAAACGUGGAGUUUGACCGCGGAGCAGAGACCCGGAGCAGCGCUUUUCCCGCGUUCCACGCCGCCGUUUCCAUGGAGACGCUUCUGCGGCUCCGGGAGCCGAGCGGCUCCGGAAACACCCGAGCGGCUCCGGAAAUUACCGAAUCAUUCCGGAAACAGCCGAGCGGUUCCGGAAAUAGCCGAAGCUGCUACUUCCUGUUCCUGGUCUGCUACUUCCUGCUCCUGGUCUGCUACUUCCUGCUCCUGGUCUGCUACUUCCUGCUCCUGGUCUGCUACUUCCUGCUCCUGGUCUGCUACUUCCUGCUCCUGGUCUGCUACUUCCUGCUCCUGGGGGCGGAGCUAAUAGAGGGGGCGGAGCUGGAGCUGACGGAGCUCCGCUACGAGGCUCAGCUCCGAGCCGAGUUCGACAGCUGCGACUCCACGUCCACCGGGUUCCUGGACCGGGACGAGCUGACGGAGCUGUGUGGACGGCUGCAGCUGGAGAAGCAGCUACCGCUGCUGCUGGACACGCUGCUGGGAGAACACGCCCACAACCGGGUGAACUUCCAGGAGUUCAAGGACGGCUUCGUGGAGGUUCUGUCCCGAUCCCUGGACCUCAGCACCUCGGAGGACGACAGCAGCUACCUGGAGACAGCUGUUCCAGAGGAGGUGAAGCCAAAGUUCAUGAAGGGAGCGAAGCGUUACGGCCGCCGCUCUCGUCCCGACGGUAAAGCCGCCGCAGCGCUGAGGUUCAACUCCGAAGACUCGCCGGUUUCCACCAACGAGGCCUCAGACCCGCCGCUGAACGGGAUCCACGGUGCCGGUCUGAACGGGAUCCACGGUUCUGGUGUGAACGGUAUCCACGGUUCUGGUCUGAACGGGAUCCACGGUACCGGUCGGAACGGGAUCCACGGUGCCGGUCUGAGACGGGCCACGUCUCUGGAGAGUGUGGAGAGCCUGAAGUCUGACGAUGAAACAGGAAGUCAGAAGAUCAUCCAGCCCUUUCAGUGUAAAGCUCGUCAUCGGGAGGAGGAGGAGGAGGAGGAGGAGGAGGAGGAGGAAGAGGAGGAGGAGGCGGAGCUAGAAGAGGCGGAGGCGGAGCUACAGCUCGGGGGGCGGAGCCUCGUCCUGACACCAGCGUCUCUGCAGCAGCUGCAGGGCCGAGUCAGCAUGAGGGAGUUCAGGAGAGUUCUGUGUAGCUCCACCCCCGUCUGCAGCCGAGGAAGACCCACCAAUCCGCUGAAGGUGGUCCCGGACCAGCUCCCCCCCCGGUCCAGGUCCAGGUCUCCGGUCCUGCUGGUCUCGGGGGGCCGGCGGGUCCUCAGUCUGCUGGACGACGGAACCGGAACCACCAGCCCAGACCGGGUGGAGGCCCUUUGGACCGAGGAGGGGGUCCAGAACUCCAGGGAGGUCCUGCAGGUCCUGGACUUCCCCCCGGACGACCGUCUCAGUCUGGUGGACUUGACUCAGGCUCUGGACAACGAGCUGCUGGGAAGCAGCAACAACAUCCACCAGGCGGCGCUGGUGUCGUACCGGGCCGAGGUCCAGCAGCUACAGGACUUGGCAGAGACGGCCCGUCUCCAGCGGGACAAGCUGAAACUGGACCUGGACCUGAUGGAGCAGAGAAACCUGCAGCUGGUGAAGGAGGCUGAUGAGAGACACGUUACCAUGGAGACCCAGAACCAGGACCACAUCAGGGAGCUGCAGCAGGGGUUCCGGGUGCGGCUAGCGGCGCUGCGCUGCCAGGCGGAGCAGGAAGGGGAGGAGCUUGUGCAGCAGGUGGAGGCGGAGCGUCGGGACCUGGAGGCGGAGCUACAGAUGAUCAGAGCGCAGGAGGCGGAGCUACGGGACGAGCUCUGCAGCUCAGCUCAGGAGAACGGGCGUCUGCAGCAGGAGCUCAGCUCCGUCAGGAGGAAGCUGGUGGAGGCCGAGACGUCGGUGGAGAAACUGGAGGGAGAUUUGGAUCAGCUGCUGCAGGACAAGUUCUGUGGUCUGGACCCGCUCAGCGCCGGCCUGAGCCGUGAGGAGAGAUUCUCCCAGGUCCUCCGAGACUACGAGCUGCAGUGCAGGGAACUGCGGGACAGGAACGAUGAACUGAGUUCAGAGUUGGAGCUGCUGAAGAACCGGAGGAACAGGAAGUGGAGGCCAGGAGGGGGCGGGGCCAAGGACAGGUGUCAAUCACCGUCAGAACCAGACUCAGACAUGAAGCGCCGCUCGACUAUGGAGGUUCAGAAGAACCUGCAGCCGGACAGAACUGCUCCACCCUCGGUUCCGGACCAGGUCUCAGCGCCAGACCGGGCCUCGAUGCCGGACCACGUCUCAGUCCCGGACCAGACCUCGGACCCGGUUCCAGCCCGGACCUCGGUCCUCAGCAUCCAGACAGAACUGGCCCUGGAGCAGAUGAAGCAGCAGCAGCAGCAGGAGCUGCAGCAGCUGCACAUCCAGAUGGAGACACAGGUGAACUACUACGAGCGCAGCCUGGAGAUGAUGAGGCAGAGCCUGGAGGUGGAGAGGAAGGACAUCAGCCAGGCCUUCAAGCUGGAGAUCAGUGAGCUGGAGGAGCAGAAGUCCCGGUCGGAGCAGGAGGUGCAGCAGCUGAAGGAGGUUCUGACCCGACUGCAGACCCAACCAGGAGGGGGGCGGAGCCACGAGCAGGAACGCAGAAUGCAGUGGGAGCGGGCCGAGCUGGAGCAGAACUUUGCCCGGGAGAUCAGCAACCUGGUCCAGAACCUGAGAGCAGAGAAGGACCAAAUGGAGGCCGAGCUGAGGCUGCAGAUGGACCGGGAGGUUCUGGAGGCCAGGCAGGAGGCGGAGCAGCAGAGUGCAUUCUGGGAGGAGGAGAACCGGGCCGAGGUCCGGCGCCUGCAGGAGGUUCUGGAAGGUUCUGGCCGGCGCUGCUCGGACCUGGAGGUCCAGAACCAGGACCUGGAGGUCCAGAACCAGGACCUGCAGAACCAGAACCAGGACCUGCAGAACCAGAACCAGGACCUGCAGAACCAGAACCAGCACCUGCAGGCCCGGCUGGAGUCCCAGGAGGUUCUGACCCGACGCCUGGAGCAGGAGCUGCAGCAGACCCGGACCCAGCAGGACCAGAACCAGAACCUGGUCCAGGAGAACCGGGCCUACACCCGGCUGGCCGACCAGCUGUCGACCCAGAUCCUGGAGAUGGAGGAGGAGAACCGGGCCCUUAUGGACCAGAACCAGGACCAGAACCGGGCCCUGAGGGACCAGAACCAGGAGCUUGACCGGGCCCUGCAGGAGUCCCAGAACCAGAACCAGCAGCUAGACCGGGCCCUGCAGGAGUCCCAGAACCAGAACCAGCAGCUAGACCGGGCCCUGCAGGAGUCCCAGAACCAGAACCAGCAGCUAGACCGGGCCCUGCAGGAGUCCCAGAACCAGAACCAGCAGCUGGACCGGGCCCUGCAGGAGUCCCAGAACCAGAACCAGCAGCUAGACCGGGCCCUGCAGGACUCCCAGGCCCGGCUCGGGUCGGCCCAGCAGGACCGGGACCGGGAGAAGAGCAUUAUGGGUCGGCAGCUGGAGGAUCUGGAGAACCUGGUUCUGGACCUGGAGAACCUGGUGGACCCGGGUCAGAACCACAGGACCCGGAUGGAGGAGGUUCGGUCGGAGAACCGGGCCCUGCAGGAGAACCUGGAGGUUCUGCAGCAGCAGGUCCAGAACCUGCAAGAGGACCAAGUCCAGAACAGGCGGCGGCUGGAGGAGGCGGAGCUUCAGCACCAGAGGAGCAGAGAGGAGGAGGAGCUACUGCAGGCAGAGAACCAGCGGUUCCGUCAGCAGGUUCUGGAUCUGAGCAGCAGGAACCUGCAGCUCAGCAGCUCCAACGGGGAGCUGAGUCUCCAACUGCAGGGGCAGCUGGAGUCGGUCCGGAGGCUGCAGGAGCGCCUAGCAACCGUCUCCAGGGAGGAGGAGCAGCGCCUAGCAACCGUCUCCAGGGAGGAGGAGGAGGCGGCGGCUUCGGUGAACCGCCAAUCACAGCUGGAGGCGGAGCUUAGCAGCGCGGUGCUGAAGCUGCAGUGGGCGGAGCUUAGCAGGGAGGAGCUGCAGAGAGACGCAGAGGAACGAAACCAGCAGGUGGAGGAUCUGCAGCAGCAGCUGGUUGCCAUGGGGACGGAGGCGGAGCUUCUGCGCUCGCAGCUCCACGUCGUCAAGGGGGAGGAGCUUGGCCAUGCCCUCAGCCGGCUGCAGGUGGGCGGCGGCCUCAAGGAGGAGGCGGAGCUUCUGCAGGCACAGCUGGAGGAGGAGCUAGAAGAGGGGAGGAGGCGGAGCCAGCAAAUGGAGGCGGAGCUAGAAGAGGGGAGGAGGCGGAGCCAGCAGCUGGAGGCGGAGCUAGAAGAGGGGAGGAGGCGGAGCCAGCAGCUGGAGGUUGAGAGGAGGCGGAGCCAGCAGAUGGAGGCGGAGCUAGAAGAGGGGAGGAGGCGGAGCCAGCAGCUGGAGGUGGAGCUAGAACAGGAGAGGAGGCGGAGCCAGAAGCUGGAGGCGGAGCUGGAGCUGCAGGUCCAGCAGAGUCGCAUCAAGAUGGUCCAGUCCCAGAAGGCCUCGUUGGUUCUGCAGCACCGGGUGGAGGAUCUGGAUCUGCAGCUGAAGGGGAACCGUCUGGUUCUGAAGGAGAAGCUGCAGCAGCUGCAGGACCAGGUGUCCCGGUCGUCCCGUCUCUCCGUCGUCCUCAAGGACGUCUACGUAGAAAACUCUCAGCUGGUGUCGGCGCUGACGGAGACGGAGCUGCGGCAGAAACAAGCAGAGAAGAAGAACCUGCUGCUGCAGGACAAGCUGGAGGUGAUGGGGAGGUUGUUGAGGGAGGUGGUGGUGUAGCCCCGCCCCCUGGUGGUGUAGCCCCGCCCCCUGAACAUGUAGCCCCGCCCCCUGGUCCCCUAGCCCCGCCCCCUGGACCUCUAGCCCCGCCCCCUGCCCAGAACCUGCUGCUGCAGGACAAGCUGGAGGUGAUGGGGAGGUUGUUGAGGGAGGUGGUGGUGUAGCCCCGCCCCCUGGUCCUGUAGCCCCGCCCCCUGGUGUAGCCCCGCCCCCUGGACCUGUAGCCCCGCCUCCUUCUCCCCCUGACUCCGCCCCCGAGAGCCAGCGGCCCCUGCAGGUCAUGAAGCUGAAGCUACGAGCUACAUUCCUGCAGCGUCGUCACGGUAACUGUUCAGGGUCCUCACCGCCCAUGAUGAUGUCACAGAUCACGUGAUCACUGAGGGGGCGGGGCCUCCACACCAUGACAUCACGCUGACAAACUUAUGGUUUUAUCUGGGCAGGGCCUGUACGUGUGUGGGCGGGGCCUGUACGUGUGUGGGCGGGGCCUCCACGGGAGUGGGCGGGGCCUCCACACAUUUGUGGGCGGGGCCUCCACACCUGCACAGGUGACAUCAGGACAGGAAGUAGCUCGUCUCCUGUUCCGUCUCUGUUCGUCUGUUUUUCUGAUCUCUGAACAAACCAAAGUUGAAUAAAUAAAUUAUGUUUUUAAUCAUCUGAGACUCGACUUUAAAGUUUAAAAAGGUUUUUAUUUCAUCAUUAAAACAUCAACAAAUAAAGUUACAAUACAAACACAGACAAACGUUGGAAACAGAAGCUUCACUGGAGGUCCAGAACCAGAACCGGGUCAGGACUCCACGUGCUCCAGAACCGGGUCCAGAACCAGAACCGGGUCAGGACUCCACGUGCUCCAGGACUCCUUGGCGAAUCAGCUGCUCACAUUUCCAGCGCGGCAGGAAGUGCUGAGAACAGAGACAUGAGGUCAUGAUGCUGGUCACCAUGACGACCAGGGGCCUCAUUUAUAAAAGAGAGCGUAGGAUUCAAACUAAAAGUGCACGUAGUACAGAAUGGAUUCCUACAAAUAUUGGAAACCGUUGUGUUUGGUGAUUCUGUCUGUCGAGGACGUUGAAGAUGCUUCAUGAUUGGAUUUAUGAUAGCAGGAUUUCUCUUGAUAGGAGAAGGGGGAUUCCUGGUGUACCGACAAACGCGUAAGUCGUCGACAGCUGUUCUGGCUCUUUCAGAGCUGCCGGACGUGGCUGAAGGAUCAAGCAAGGUGAUCAACACUCAGACUUUAACGUUAGGGGAGC
Cololabis saira (Pacific saury) is the source of this 6116-nucleotide messenger RNA. RefSeq names its product ninein-like (gene ninl). The record is from RefSeq and is a predicted model, not a curated record. Gene Ontology annotation, molecular function: calcium ion binding. Gene Ontology annotation, cellular component: centrosome. NCBI's taxonomy places the organism in Eukaryota, Metazoa, Chordata, Actinopteri, Beloniformes, Belonidae. The transcript has 30 exons. Gene Ontology annotation, biological process: microtubule anchoring at centrosome. The coding region runs from base 1 to 4872 and encodes 1623 amino acids.